This is a messenger RNA of Danio rerio (zebrafish), 3529 nucleotides long. RefSeq names its product follistatin a (gene fsta). The record is from RefSeq and is marked validated. Lineage: Eukaryota; Metazoa; Chordata; Actinopteri; Cypriniformes; Danionidae. Gene Ontology annotation, molecular function: serine-type endopeptidase inhibitor activity.
GCGUUCAUUCAGCACUGCCUGAGUAAGAAGAUUACUUUUGCGCUGCUCGUCUAUCUACUCUUUCUCUCUUUAAACAUGCUAAGGAUGCUAAAGCGUCAGCAGCUCCACCCGGGAAUGAUUUUAUUACUCUUUUGGCUCUGUUAUUUGAUUGAAGAUCAAAAAGUGCAAGCUGGUAACUGCUGGCUUCAACAGGGCAAGAACGGGAGAUGUCAGGUUCUCUACAUGCCUGGGAUGAGUCGGGAGGAAUGUUGCCGGAGUGGGAGGCUCGGUACAUCUUGGACUGAGGAAGAUGUGCCAAACAGCACAUUAUUCAGGUGGAUGAUCUUCAAUGGCGGGGCUCCAAACUGCAUACCUUGUAAAGAGACGUGUGAUAAUGUGGACUGUGGUCCUGGAAAGAGAUGCAAAAUGAACAGGAGGAGUAAACCUCGCUGCGUCUGUGCUCCAGACUGCUCUAACGUCACCUGGAAAGGGCCCGUCUGUGGCUCAGAUGGAAAAACAUACCGGGAUGAAUGUGCCCUUUUGAAGUCCAAAUGCAAAGGGCACCCAGAUCUGGAGGUCCAGUAUCAAGGCAAAUGCAAAAAGACGUGUCGUGAUGUCCUGUGCCCGGGAAGUUCAACUUGCGUGGUGGACCAGACAAACAACGCCUACUGUGUGACAUGCAACCGCAUAUGCCCAGAGGUCAUGUCUCCAGAUCAGUACCUUUGUGGCAACGAUGGGAUUGUUUACGCCAGCGCAUGCCAUUUAAGAAGAGCCACGUGCUUGCUCGGUAGAUCCAUCGGCGUGGCAUAUGAAGGAAAAUGCAUCAAGGCCAAGUCAUGCGAUGAUAUCCACUGCAGUGCAGGGAAGAAGUGUUUAUGGGAUGCAAAGAUGAGUCGCGGGCGCUGCGCAGUUUGCGCCGAGUCGUGCCCAGAAAGUCGCUCGGAGGAAGCUGUGUGCGCCAGCGACAACACCACGUAUCCCAGUGAGUGUGCCAUGAAGCAGGCCGCUUGCUCUUUGGGGGUUCUCCUGGAGGUUAAGCAUUCAGGAUCUUGCAACUGUAAGUAACACAUCUUAAAAGACAAUCCAAUGCUGCCCAGCAACCUCCUUCCCAAAACCUCCCACCCCUCCAAAUAACGCCUCUUCAUUCCCUUCCUGCUGCUAAGAGUUAAGCUACAGAAAGGACUUACGAUUGGAAGUUCUUUGCAUGUCCUCUUUGGCUGGCUUCAAUCAUUUUGCAUUAUCUCGAGAAGAAACAAAAAUUGAUUUAAAAAAGGAAGCAAGAAAAGCAAUGGAAAUCCAUCAAUUGAGUGUAAACAAAAGUGGCAAAGAGCUCUUCCGAGGAGUCCUUUGACAUACUAAUCUUUUUCAUUUAACUAACAAGACAACAUGUGCGAACUAACGUUUGCAGCUAGCGGACAUCGUCACGUUUGACUUGUAGCUCAGUCUGACCUGAGUUCACUUCCCACCCCCCUUUGUUUUAGUGUAACUGUAGAGACUUAUAUAAUCACAUCAGCUUGUCAAUUCCAUAAUCAUGUACGUGUUUUAUGAAUCCUGUUGUUUUGUUUGAUUCCUGCUUUUGGCUGUAAUGGAUUAUUACAAAUGCACUACGACGUAAACCGCUCUGAGGGUCUCCUCCAUUUACACUCACAUAAGGUGAUUGUAACAUUGGUGCCGUUGUGUAAACCUUAACUAGACUACCUAUUUUGACUAGCUCAGAGAACGGAUUGACGAAGCUAGACCUGGGAAUACUUGCAUUCCAGCAGUUUGUGCUAGCGAACGAAUCAAACGACCAAUGUGAACGAAUGGCUUACCUUAACGCCUUAAGGUAUGGACGUCAUUUCAAGGGACCAACUUUAUGAUCACCUCAUGUUUUAAACGACUGCCACAUUUAACGAUUUGCAGGACAAGAACAUGUUAAUAGUAGAGCAAUGCUUUCUGAAUCUCUGCUGUUAGACCUAACAUUAGGAAGGUGAUUCUGUGUGCGAGUGUGUGUGAGUUUUGCUGUGGUCGUGUUGUUCUAUAUGUUUGUGAGGGACUACACAUUUGUUUAAUUGCUUUGCCUGUGUCAUUUUUCGAAAUGUAAACCUCUAUGUAGAAAAAUACACACACACACACACACAUAUAUAUAUAUUAUAUACCUCAGAACUGUGCCAUUGCUUGACCACGUAGCUACGGUCAGCCAAAGUAAUGGAUUUAAAUGCAAAACCAGAAAAAAAGCAGCCAGUCUUGGAAUGCAAGAGCACUUUUUUGGUCUGGAUUCAGCCAUUAAAGCUUCUGAUUGGCCCCGUCCCGUCGCACUGCUGGCUUCCUUAAUUAUAUAUAUGCAUUUGUUUGCAUAAUUUCGGCAGCCAGAGCACCUGGUCAAGCUGUCAUCUAGCUUUUCUGAGGCUCUGGGAUAAGAGACAAAUACUCACGUACAUUCUGCGCUGUUGUGGUCUAUAUUCAUGCAACAGCUACCAUGUAUUCUCCCAUAUAGCCAUUACGGAAGACCAGGAGGAUGACGAUGACGAGGAAGACCAGGACUACAUGGCUUAUGUCCAAUUAUCACCUGUACUGGAUGGAUAAAGCACCAUCAACCAGUGGAACAGUCCUAGGGCGAGGAGUCAUGUCCACACUGUACAUAUGUGUAUGCUAAUUUAUUUUUCAGAGAAAAAAGAAAGAAGUAUACAUGUAGUUCAGUCUGCUUGAUGUUUAUUUAUACAGUGUUCUGUUUUAUAAUUUAUACAUUUACAGUGUCCGGCUUACUUGUCUAUCAUGUUUUUCCCUUUUCUUUCUUUAGUUUUGUUUUUAUAUAUAUUUUUUAUUAUGACCGAGAAAUAUAUUUGUCCAAAGAGAAGCAGUGUUAUUUAUUGUGAGGUAAAAUGCUAUCAUGUAAAGUGUGAGUCUUCUGCAAGCUGUAAAUUGCAUUCCUUGAGCUGUACAAAUGCUUAUCAGUGUCAAUUCUGUAUCACAGAUGUUUAUUUCACACAUACCUGCAUGUUAGCUUGUGUUUAUUUAUUGGAAAAAAAUGGAAAAACGCAUAGGACAAAAAAAAAAGUGUCACUCUUUAAUGUACGUGUAUAUUUCUGGUUUUGUUUACAGUUCAGUGUAACUGACCAAAGGGAUUUUCUUAAAUGUUCUUCAAUGUUAAUGUGAUAUGGUGCAGCAGGAUGACAUUGGAAAUGUGUUGUUUCUCAUUUAGAAAAGCCCUGCUGAUUCUGCUGUCCUUCAUAAACAGCAAGAAAUGGGCAGUGGGUGAUGAUUGUUUCAGAAAACUGUGCCAUGCAACUGUUUUUGUCUUGUUUUUGCCAAUAUUCAGCUCUAUAUUGCUCUUGCGGAGCGAACACAAGGUCAACGGAGGACUCAGUAUCGAUAUAUAAAGCGUUCACCUUUUCACUUUGUUGUUGAAAUGCUUUUUUUUAUUUUCAGACAUCUCAAGAUAAAAACGAAAUUCAGUUAUAAAUAUAUAGUUUUGUAUUUUUUAUGUAAAUGUCAUAUGUAUAUACAAAGUUUGAUGUAUUUGUACAGAUAUUAAGAGUGAAAUCAAUAAAAAAUACUUAUCAAUUGGUCA